Molecule: messenger RNA, 2990 nt
Organism: Syngnathoides biaculeatus (alligator pipefish)
Lineage: Eukaryota; Metazoa; Chordata; Actinopteri; Syngnathiformes; Syngnathidae
Gene: atad5b
Product: ATPase family AAA domain containing 5b
Exons: 15
Coding region: 276-2849 (857 amino acids)
Cellular component (GO): nucleus
Molecular function (GO): ATP binding; ATP hydrolysis activity; DNA clamp unloader activity
Source: RefSeq, a predicted model, not a curated record
GGGCGGGGCAGGUAAUAAAUACACGUUGGAAAAAGUUGUGACUUUUUACCGCAAUUGUCUUGUGCUCAUCGCAAUGGAACCCUUUUUUUAAAUGUGCUAGAGGUAACUGCUAGGUCGAGUGUAUAAAACGGCCAAUGGCUAGCUUGUAGAAGUAAACAUAAGUAAUGUGAUCGACGGAAAGGCGCCAUGUUCAAAAUGUUUCGAGGCCAACUUUUGACAUUUCGGAGUCUUCGUCAUGCCAAGCAAAGUGGAACGAACCAGAAAGAGUCUACACGAUGUUUCUAGUGUCAAUGAAGAGAAAUCUCAAGAGGUCGAGCAAGGAGGCAGGAAAAGGGAGACGUGCGGGCAGACAGAGUUUUUCUCCUCAAAGUGAUGCUGACGUAAUGGGAAAGGCUGAAAACCUGCCAACGUCACCAUCCGUGCAGCUGGGCAGAGGACAUGUGCCAUCGCCGCCAACGCUGCACAGCAUUUUGCGGGACAUCCAAACAUCCAACACAGCCUUCCCGGUCCAAAGUGUGUUCGCAACGCUACAGAGGAAAGCCAGACUACAAGAGUCUGGAAUAAAAGGAAAGGAGCACCUGGAUUUGAAGAGGAAACAAGACCGCUCCCGAAAGGGCUCCAAAUCCCUAAGUUCUAAUAUCACAACCACAGAGACUGCUAGUUCCAGCCUUUCCACGGAGUUUUCAUUUGAAAUGCGUCCAGGAGUGAACAGGCUCAGCCGCACCCGGAGGCUGAAGCGGCAGGUUGCGAGUGAAACUCGCGCUGAUGUGGACGUAAGACUCGAAACGAUCCAUAAAGUGUCCAGUUGUGAGGAUGUGCUGUGGACAGAGAAGUACGGUCCUCGGUGUGCAAGUGAACUUAUUGGGAAUAACGUCCAAGUGAGCAAGUUGCACAGAUGGUUGAAAAUUUGGAAACGUCGGUCCGAAUGCGAUGACAGUAGGACAAUGGAGCGAAUACAAAACGGAGAAACGAGCAGCAGAAACAUUUCUGCACCAGACUCGUGGGAUUGUGGAGACUUCCAGGGCGAGGCGGGCUCAGAGGACCACGGGGAGCCGGCGCCGCCGUGCAACACCAUGCUGAUCACGGGACCUCCGGGCGUGGGCAAAACGGCGUCGGUGUACGCCUGCGCUCGGGAGCUCGGCUUCCAGGUUUUCGAGGUGAACUCCUCCUCCCAGCGUAAUGGCUGCCAGGUUCUGUGUCAGCUGAGGGAGGCCACCCAGUCCCACCUGGUGGAGACAGCCGGGAAGGACCCGCCCAGACCGGCGUACUUCAGCAACUACGGCACCAAAAGUGAACAUUUAGCUGGAAGCAAAUUGCCACCCGCCCAAAAAGUGUCCCUCGGGUCAAAAAGGCAGACGCUUGGCCGCCGCAGACGCGCAGGAAAGGGGAAGCCAGCCGCCGUCACUCUGACAAACUUCUUCAAGACGAAGGCCAAAGCUGAAUUCCGGUCCGGUCUGCCGCCGGCGAAGACGCCGCACGACAAGCUGAAAAAGGGGCCCGAGCCUCAAACGGCGCCGCGGAACAAAAAAGGAGCCACGUCGCUAAUCCUGUUUGAGGAGGUUGAUGUCGUUUUUGAAGAUGACGUCGGUUUCUUGGCUGCCAUCAAGACGUUCAUGACGACUACUAAGAGGCCAGUGGUUCUCACCGCUAAUGAUCUUACAUUCAGAGAGAGAUUCCACGGCAGCUUGGAAGAAGUCAUUUUCAAGAAGCCGUCGGCGGCGGACGUGUGCAGCUAUCUGCAACUGCUGUGUUUGGCCGAGGGCGUGAACGUGACGACGGACGACCUCCGAAACCUCCUCGCGCUGACCGGGGGCGACGUCAGACGUUCACUCCUGCAGCUCCAGUUGUGGGUGAAGAGUGUUCAAGGCACUAUUGUAGAAGCAGAAAACGCCAGACUACCCGCACAUGUUGCAGGUUGCACUGCGAGCAUGCUUGGUCUUCAUCCUGUGAGCCGAAACCAUCUGCUGAACCUUCUGAAGAAUCCGACGUGGACUGACGCCGACAUGAACAAGCUGGUGGAGAGCUGGAGAAGAAAUGUUUCUCUACUGUACUCCAACCUGGAGAUGCUCACACCGAUCGGAUCCCACCAGGAAACACUUUUGCUCCAGUCUAAGAUGAAAGGUGCAGACGUCAACGCGAUGGUGGUUGGAUCCAGUUUGACACCCAGAGCACAAACGAGCCCCUGUCGUCCAAAGAAAACGCAAAGUCCAGCCAAUGUACACUCCACGUGUUUGAAUGCUCUGGCUGAAUUCUUUGACAUUAUGUCGUACAUCGAUGCCACAAUAGCAACAGCAGAAGCGUUGCAUUCAGGUGCUGGCACUAGGGACUUUGUCUGGACCGGGGCUGACAUCAAAGACAGUACUUUAGAUGAAACGAGCGAGGAGGAAGGACUGAGUCACAGCCAGGAGAGACUGUUGGAAAUUCGGGCGGUUGUGGAGAGUUUGGGGUGCUGCAGUUGUUGGAGUCGCAUGUUGUCCGUUAGCACGGAAACGCAGGUUUCAGUACAGGAACUUGGACGAGCAGUACCACGGUCUUCCGAUGGGAUACACUUGGCCUGUCAACCUCCAGGCGACCCAAUCGUCUGGCAGAGAAGGUACAAAGUGAGCCAGGCAGUGCUGAGUGCUCGGUCCCUCGGCCUGCUGGGAAACAGGCGGGCCGUGUGCGUCGACUACAUGCCUGCCCUUCGUUCCAUCAGCCGCGCUGUGAGGCGGCCAAACAUGGAGCCGGCCAGGUGGUGUGCGCACUACCUCCGAAGCUCACCCCUGGGCCUCUCCCAGUCGGCGCUCCAACUCUUGGCCCGAGAUUUCUCCAGCAACCCAUCAGGCAGCCGAAACAAAACGAGCUCAUAAUUUAUUUUCCACUCCGUCUCUUUAUUUUAAACACUGCUGUCAAGAAUAUUUUCAAAACGGUCAACGAAAUCAUGAAAAACCAUGAACCCGAAAUAAAGAUGUUUAUUUUUGCAUUUGAAACACUGAUAUCGGUUUCUAUUC